Racocetra persica is the source of this 857-nucleotide messenger RNA. The record is from the annotation of a GenBank genome assembly. Lineage: Eukaryota; Fungi; Glomeromycota; Glomeromycetes; Diversisporales; Gigasporaceae.
UCUUUCAUGCACUUUAUUCAAAUGCCCUUUUUCGUGUUAUUGGAGACUUUGAAUUUAAAACUAUCGUAACACUUAGUACUUCCAGAACUGAAAAGAUUAUAGUCGAUAUUGGCGAUGAUGGUUUCUUAAAUAUAAGCGAGGAUGAAACAAAGGUUAGCACAAUAUUUCGUAUAUUCACGUUUACUCUUAUUCUUUUAACUGGUAAACAAAUCAUUUACCCUUCUCUUGUUUCUUCAGUAUUCAAAGUAUUUAUUUCAUUAGCAUUAUUGAGAAAUACCUCUAAUGCUGAAUCUGAAGUUAUUGACAAUUGGUAUAAUAAUCAUUCUACCCGGGUAAAAGUAUCUAUCUGGCGUGACAAUCCUACAAUGAAUAAAGUAGAAAUAAUUCAAGAAGAAGAACUAAAUCAAUAUUCUGAAGAUCAAGAAUCCAAUUUUGAAAUUUUGCUAGAAUCUUCUUCCAAAGGGAAAGGGAAACAUCCAAAUUUGAAUUCAGAAGAUCGGAGAAGAUACGCAGAUGCACUAGGAUCUACUUCAAAUGAUCAUUCAGAAAAUCAGAAAAUGUACAAUAUACCGCUAAAUUCAGAAGAUCGGAGAAGAUACGCAGAUACGCUAGGAUCUACUUCGAAUGAUUUUUCAGAAGAUCAGAGAAGAUACGCAGAUGCACUAGGAUCUACUUCAAAUGAUCAUUCAGAAGAUCAGAAAAUAUAUGAUAUACCACUAAACUCUAAAGAUAUCUCGGAAGAAGAGCUUAACAUCGACAAACCGGUAGAUGUUAAUUGGAUGAAUCGACUCAGUUCUUAUUAUAAUGAGCAUUUCAAACCACUAAACGGCUCAACCUUUGUCGAUCCUUUCGAGGAG